AACUAUUUCAGUAUUUGAUAGAUAACACGUGAACAAUUUUUUAACAACAAAACUAGUAAACGGUCUGAAUUGUACCAAAUUUUUUUGUGCUUUUAAUAUUUCUGAGAAAAUUUUCAAAACGAGUCAUCGAAGAUAAUCUGAAGACCAGAUACCUGUAGAUGUUGUCAAGAUGCGAAUGACGGACAAUUAUGAGUUUACAGAUUCUUUACCAUCAGGUUACGAGGAGAAUGUUUCUUCACCAGACUCUGCAGAAGAUGCUGUUGAUAGAUACAGUUUUACCAUGUUAAAGCCUGACGGUGAACUAUGUUUUGGAUGCGGUGACCUGAUCGUGGACCGAUAUUUACUCCGUGUAAAUGACCAGUCUUACCAUGUGAGUUGUUUGAGAUGUUGCACAUGUCAGAUAGGAUUAGAGAGACAGUCAUCGUGUUACAUCAAAGGAAACAACGUCUACUGUAAACUCGACUAUACCAGAGAAUUUGGUGCCAAGUGUUCAAAAUGCUUACGUUCAAUUCAACCAAACGAUUGGGUGAGGAAAGCACGUGACAAUGUGUAUCAUCUUGCCUGUUUUGCAUGUGAUAGCUGUAAACGGCAGUUGUCCACCGGAGAAGAGUUUGCUUUACAAGAAGAUCAAGUGCUAUGUAAAACACAUUAUGUGGAGUCUUUAGAAGGAGGCCCAAGUAAAGAAGACGGCAACAUGAAGUCAAAAACAAAACGAGUGAGAACAACUUUUACAGAGGAACAAGUUCAAGUACUGCAGGCGAACUUUCAGCUAGAUAGUAACCCGGAUGGACAGGAUUUAGAACGAAUUGCGCAGAUCACUGGAUUGAGCAAGCGCGUUACACAAGUUUGGUUUCAAAAUUCAAGAGCUCGACAGAAAAAACAGCAACAACAGUCAAGAAGCGACUGUGGAAACUCAAGUCCUUCGCCGUCGUCGUCUCCAUCAAAAAUAUCAAGUCCGUCACAUUGGAUGAACAGUUCUGAUAGCAUACAUAGUGACAGUAUGUCGUAUUCAGAGUAAGAGAUGAGAGAUAAUGGCCUCUUAAAGUUAAAGGCUUUAUUCUAUACUCCCUCAUGUAUCAUAUCCCAAUAUUUGAUCAUGUGACUUAGGAAAUAACCAUGCCACAGAGGCGGAAUCGAAUUCGUCAAAGUGUUCUUCAAAUUAGAAAAUGACAAAGUACUUUUCUGCAUCACGUGACGUUGUAAAAGAACCUAAUAAAAUGGGACGUUCUAACAGUUGCUUGUCCAAAUUUUGGAAGUGACAUACGUUGUCUCUGUAUAUUGACAAUUCUAGUCAGUGACUAUCUAGUGACUGUAUGUUUGUGAUAUCUAAAUGUUUAUAUAUUGUUGUGGAAUAGUUUUUAUACAAAGCUAUGCUGUACAUCUUGCCAAACAUCCAUUUGCGUUUGUCGUGUUAUUGUGGAAUACUAGUCUACCAUUGAUGUAAACUAUUCUCAUUUUAUUAUAUUCAAACUGUCUGUAUUCAACUAUACCGGUCACUAGAAUGAAAAUCAAACAUAUGGAACUAACAAUAUAUGUGAAUAGUUUUAACAAUUCUGACGUGUUUUGGGCUAAUAUUCUUUGGUAUACAUAGUCUUUUUCUUGUUUUUAUUUUUGUUGAACUUGAUUGAUCUCAAGUUUGCAAUCAUACCAUAUCCUUCUUUCUUUUUUUUUACUCAAAUCGACGUUUAAUAACUUCCUUUAAAUAUUUUGUUUCAAGCACUAUAUUGAUAUGAUUUUUUUUCUCUCGAAAUAUGCACAUGUUACAAACAAACAAAAAAAGUUUACAUUACAAUAACAAUUAUCGAUAAAUAUUCAUUGUCCACCGAAAAAUGAUGUAAAAUCAUUUCAUAACCAGUUUUAACACAAUUUAUUGAAGUUAAAACUAUUGAGUGUUUCAAACUGAUAUAUGUAUUUAUGGGUAUAACAUACACACAGUCAUGCAAAGAAUAAAUAUUGUUAGGAACAGUACACAAAACUAUAUAAAAAAAAACUAAAGCAAGCCAGUGAACAACUUUUAUUUUGAACAUCAGACGACAAAGAUAGUAAAAUAUUUCAGUUUGUGACUGUUUAUGAAUUUUGGUGCCAUUGGGUUUCAUGCAUUUAAUAUAGGAACCAAUACACAUUUGGUGCAUUUAUCAGACAGGUAUACGGUAUAUGUUUCAGAUAUUAAGAAGGUAGAUCAUCAGGGUAGAUCUUGCUAAAGGGACAUUGUUAUGUAUCCCAGGAAUGUUUAAAAGGCAUUGUCAUUACACGAAUGCUAUUAAAAGCAUUGAAAAAUGGACGAUAACAAACGAUAUACUGAUUUACAGCAAAAUACAUUGAGUGUGUAGGUAAUUGUAAUAGGUAUCUUUGAAUAGGUUGCUUGCUAGCUGAACCGUGAAGUCAUUAUUGGGUUCGGUAUACUACCCUCCUUUAAGAGUUGAUUAGUCCGACAGAUAAACGAUCUAUCUGCCUGUAGGACUAGUCUACUCCGAAAGAGAGUAGUUUACCUUAACUAAUAAUAUCUUCACGGUCCCGCUUGCAAGCAAGCUAGUCCGAGAUAUAACCUACACAAUAAAUGCAUUUUGAUGUAAAGAGUCUUUUCCCCAUAACAAUGAUAUAACAAAUUUAAUGUUUAUUAACAUAUGUAGUUUAUGCCUCUUUUAUAUGUAUAUGAUUAUUGUAAAAGUAUGAUAAGUUUGCAUCAACUACUUCGGAUAGAACAGGUUCCUCUAUUCCUCAUUUUCAACUUAUUCACAUGUGGUUGACAAGCGAACAAUCGGGAAUUAACUUUGAUAUGCCUUUUCACAAAUAUAUAACAAUAGUCGACAUUAAUUUAUUUCGGCGAUAAAAAAUAAAUCAAGUGUUCAAUGUUUAAUAAUCUAUCUGGAGUGCUUCGUAUGAAAAUGCUUCAAUGUAGAUACACAAAGGUUUCGUUGGUAUGUGUUUUUUUCGUUUACUGUACUGAAUUUGUUAGUUUUUACAUGAAUGUUAAAUUAUUUGUAGAUAUAUACAAUUGUUACGUUUCUUAUGUAAAAUAAAUUUUAUCAAAAUA
Molecule: messenger RNA, 3034 nt
Organism: Mytilus trossulus (common blue mussel)
Lineage: Eukaryota; Metazoa; Mollusca; Bivalvia; Mytilida; Mytilidae
Product: LIM/homeobox protein Awh-like
Exons: 5
Coding region: 170-1018 (282 amino acids)
Biological process (GO): neuron differentiation; regulation of transcription by RNA polymerase II
Cellular component (GO): nucleus
Molecular function (GO): RNA polymerase II transcription regulatory region sequence-specific DNA binding; DNA-binding transcription factor activity, RNA polymerase II-specific
Source: RefSeq, a predicted model, not a curated record